Neopelma chrysocephalum (saffron-crested tyrant-manakin) is the source of this 1045-nucleotide messenger RNA. It is a transcript of the gene SWSAP1, whose product is annotated as SWIM-type zinc finger 7 associated protein 1. The record is from RefSeq and is a predicted model, not a curated record. Lineage: Eukaryota; Metazoa; Chordata; Aves; Passeriformes; Pipridae.
CCCCAGCGCCUGGAGCUGCGUUACCCCCGUUCCCGGGGGGCCCUGUUCCGUGAACUGGGGGCUCUGUCCCUGCGCCCCCCCGACCUGCUGCUGCUGGACGGGCUCGAGUGGUACCUGGGGGAGUCCCUGGCGAGCUGCGCCCGCCUGGCCGCGCUGCUGCUGGAGACCACCCGCUCCCCCGGCCCCCGGGGCCACCCCCGGCCCCCCUCCCAGGUGGUGGCGGCGCUGCGCCUGCCCCCCGCCGCCCCCCACGUGCUGCCCACCCUGCGCAGGUUCUUCCCCGCCCGCUGCCACCUGAGCCCCCGGCCCGGGGGGCUCGUGGGGGUCCGGCUGAGCCGCCCCGGGGGGCCCCCCCGGCGCUGGAGGCUCCGCUUGGACCCCCACGGGGAGGGAGAGGGGGGCGAGGAGGAGCAGGAGGAAGAGGAGGAGGAGGAGGAGGAGGAGGAGGAGGAGGAGGAGGGGGGCAGUGACACGGAGGAGGAGUGGGGAUGACCCCCCCGGUGGGUGACAAGGACUUGAUGUCACCCCCAAAAUGGGUGACGUGGACCUGAUGUCACCCCCCCCGCAGGUGACGGCAAACCCAACGUCACCCUGUCCCUGGAUGUUUUGGGGUGGCCCUGCCACCGUCCCCCGUGACGUGGGGACACAGGCAGUGACAGGGCUCCAGGUGUCCACCGGGCCCCCCCAGUGCCAUCUGGGGGCUCCUGAUAAGGGUUAUCAGCCCCCCCACACCCAGCCCUGAGCACCCGCCACCCCCCAGGGCCCCACGUGUCCCCAAGUGCUGCUCCAAGCGCUCCCAGUUCCUCCCAGUGUCUCCCCAGUGCCCCCCAGUGCUCUCCCUAUUACCCUCUGGUGUCCCCCAGUGCCCUCCCAGUUACCUCCUGGUAUCUCCCACUGUCCCAGUACCCCCAGUGUCCCCAGUCACCCACCCCAGCGCUCCCAGUUCCCCCCAGCGGGAGGGGCCAGCUGUCGUUUAUUGUGUAUUUACUGUACAUUUAUUGUCCAUUUCCAGUAUAAAAACAUUAAAAACCCAAAGCACAGGAAA